CACGAAAAUUAAACAAUAACAAAAGAAAUUUAUAGACCUAGACUAAAAUCUAGAUUCUAGAUCUAGACCAAGUCUAGAUUCUAAAUCUAGAUUCUGUUCAUGAUGGCAGCACCAUCCACAACAUACGCUGAGGUUUUUUCAAUACCAUUGAAACUUACUACGGCAGAGAACAUUUUUGCAUUCUAUGUGGGAGCCUUACUUUUGCUUGCCUACUUCCUUUCACUGACUGUUUCAUCUUUACAUGUUAGACAAGAUCCCGUAGUCUACCCAUUGUCUCGGCCUCCAUCAGCCACAAGCUUUUAUGAGUACAUCAUCAUGUUAAAAACUUCUUUAUACUGUGGAUCAUCAUUUGAUGAAAGAGGAAGAAUCACUUUGCAACUCUUGGGAUCGUUUGCUGAUUCUCCAAUUCUAGUUUUAAAGAAAGGAAAAGGCAUUGAAUUUUUUCUUGAACGUGGGGCUACGAAUAUAUUUGUCUAUCAUUCUUCAUGUAAUUUAGGAGAUAUUCUUGAAGUCACCUUCACAUUAAUAAAUGAUACCCCACAUGAAAUACCAUAUGUUGAAUGGCACCCAUCAUACAUAUCAAUUAUGCAACCUGCUACCAGAUUACAGUGGGGAACCCGAGGCUCUAAGAUGCGUUGUAAAGAUGUUCUCAAUGUAAAUUUUACUUGUGUUAAGAAAAGAAGAGACAGAUAUGGUAUCUUGAAGUCCUUGUGUUUAUUUGAUAUAUGGAUCUCUAUGUUUCACUCACCAAUUCGCAUUGGAACAUACAAUAAUUUUGUUAAUGUCAUCAUGGUAUUUUUUGUCAUUUCUGGAAUUUUGACCACAGUGCUUCUAACUGAAUUGGCAUUCCGCAUUAAAGUCCUACCCAACACCCCAAGCAUCUUACAACAAGAGGGGGAUGGUUUAGUGCUGAGGAUGCUUUCUGCCGUAGGUGCCGUCUGGGUGCUGGAAAUUAUUUUUGAAGCCCUAUUUAGAAACACCGUACCUACUUCCACAGCUCGAAAGUAUUCAAGGUUCCGUGGGCUUGUCGAACCUGUAGAAUCUCAGCUAGGGCUGCAUGAUUUUAGCAUUGAAUAUGAUUGGGAUAAAAUUUGGCCACUUAUUCCCAAAAAACGAGUGAUUGUUCCCUAUGGGACCAGGCAUGAUAGUGCACGUUCCAUAUUCAGAAUACAGCCUGUGCAUUCAUACUUUAACUACUGGGGACUCAUUGGGUUAGAGGAAGAGCGAGAAGGCUAUUGGUACACAAGAAUAAUGAGUUUCUGUGCCUUACCGCUCCCCUUGUCUAUGAAGUGGCUUGGUAAGGAGGCAUGGGAGCUGAAGGAGGAGAAGUUGGUCAAGCAGUUCACAUCUGGGUUUCAAAACCAACUGUGUUUUUUCUGCUGCUGGCUCCAGGACUGGCCUCUCCAUUUUGUUGAAGAUCCCCAACAGGCUGGUCUGAUUUUUAGCCACAUAAUUUGUAAAGAUAUUUUGUGCAUUAUGAAGAUCAGUAAUAUGGCACUGAGAGCUCGACUUGCUCAAUUAUGCUUGCACCAGUGGAAUGGACUACUUGGCUGCCUGAUUUUGUAUGCUAUUAAAAAUCAUAUUGAAAAACAGAAAAAUCCAUCCACUCAGAUCAAAAGUUUCAUCUAUCGGACUAUCCUUGUGUUUGGUAAAAGAAGUGCUCGAGAAAUUCAAGCAGCAUGGAAAAAACGUCAGAAACGCUUCAAGGAAAUGCAACUCCAGAAUGUUAAUUCAAAAGCACUGCAAGGGUUAGAUAGUAAAAUUGCUGAACCAGUUGACACAAAUGAGAGUGCGGCACGCAAUUUUGCCACCUCUCCUUUGACCUUUGUUCGUAACCUCUUUCUCAAUUGGAGACGUCCACCCCAAGCCUUUUCUCCUCAAGUAACAUACAUGCCUGACAUACUGGAGGUUAUGGAUUGCUUUGAGGAUCAACUGGAUUUUGAUCACGCUCAACCCAUCUUUGAACCUCAAAGUAACAGAGGUGUUUCAUCUAAACACUUGCCUACAUUUAGCCUUGUUGGAGAAGGGGCUACUGCAUAUAAGAAAAAAGAAGUUGAAGAAUCUACAAAUGCAAGAAAAAGAAAAUUACCUUGCUCCAUACAACGCUUCAGCAGCAUUAAGGAAGAGGAAGAAAUGAUUGGAGACAGCAAUGUUUGUCUGAACUUGGCAGGAAACAUUAGAGUAGAUAAUGUUCAUCAACCUGUGGGAACCAGUCUAGCAGGCAGUGAUGUGGUUAGCCUGACUGAAGUGUCUGUUCACUCAUACAGUUCUAGUAAUGUGACAGUGUUUGCAGACCGGAACACCAAUGCCAAGGCUGGGGAUGAUCUGGCCACCAACACAAAUGCCAAUGCUAUUGAGAACGAGGCAUUGAUGGAAGAAGGACAAGAGAAAGAGGAUGAAGCUAACAAAGCGUUAGCUGCAGUGCUUGCACAGAAACAGCAGGAAAGUAAAGCAGAAAUUGAAGAAACAAACCUCAGACAGGGAAUGCAUAUCUCAGAGUAUGAAGAAGUGGUCCUUGGUCCAAUGUUUGAUCAAAGAUUUGCAAUGAGAAAAGAUUCAGACGAGCCCAAACUCUACCAUCGCCAUCGAGAUGAGAUUUUGGGAUAUUGUUGUGGAAGUAAAAGGUGUUCUGCUUAUGCAGACAUCCAUAAAAAGGUUGGACAUCACUCACUUGGAUUAAUAAAAAAGAUAAUUCAAGGACAUCUACAUUUUGCUUCAUUGGGUAAUACAAUAGAACAAACAGCUGAAUUAUGGAAAAGAAAACAAAUGGUGCUUGCCAUUUAUCAUUUAAUGGAGCAGAAGGCAACACUUUAUACAGGAACAGAAUUUAAAGGUCCUAUAACAUAUACUGAAAAUGGCUUCGCAUGCAACAAACUGGUCACCGAAUGUUUGACCCUGAUAGAACAGUUGACUAAUGUGGUCUCAGAAAAUAGACAAACAUUCAGGAUUGAGCAAGCUCAAAUACGCAGGAGGAAAUUUGGUGUCAGAAUUAAACCUAAACCACAAUGUGUUUUUUGUGCAAAGAUAAUUCAAAAUAAUGAUGAAGUUAAGAUUACUAACAAAGGUUGUGAUAAAAUGGAUAAACUGGUAAAGUUUUUUACCCGUGACACUAUUUGUGUAGCAGAAAAGGAAAUCAACAUUGAAUUAACCUACAAAAUAACAAUCCAAAACUACUGUGCUAUGAUGAUGAACGUGGCUAAGAAGGAAGUGAUGAUGGAGCUGGAGGACCCCCCUGGUGUGUUAGCCAGUAAAGUCACUAGGGCCAUGACUUACAAGUUACUGGAGGCCAUGUCACCCAGAGUUGGCAACAUUCAGAAUAUUACAGAAGCUGACUUGAGUAAAAUAGGGAAUAGAAGAGAUAGAAUUCAGGCAAGAAAUGAAUAUAGUAAGUCUGCCCAAAAGGAUACUUGGGUUAGCAUCAAAAAGAAAAAGAUCAUUCAGGGAAUAGUAGAAGUUCUGUGUAACAAGUGGAGAGUCACAGUAAAAGAAAAUGAGCUGAAUCACUGUGCUUUGCUGCUAGCUCAGUGUCUGGUACAAGAAAGAAUCCUGGGCUUCUCUAUAUAUACUGGCAUGAUCAGCAGAGAACAUGAAAUACUGUUAGACCACAGCCGCGAUCGCUUGAGGGAAAUUGAGUCCAAGGCAUAUACUACAAUACUCAAGAUAGCAAAGAAGGUCUUGAAACCUCGACUAUUAAGUGUGUUAGAUUCAGCAACAAAUGUUGAUGUGCUUUUUCCAAAAAUUAAAAUGGAAGAAAUUUACUUGAUGGAAGCUAUCAGUGUCAUGCAAGUUACUGCUGAACCCACUUUCCUUAAGACAUGCACAUAUUUUAUCAAUGAUAUUGUGGAAGUAAAGAUUCGGGAAUUCAAAGAGCUUAUGGGGUACCUUAAAAAACUGAAACCUGCUAAAGAUAUUGAUGGUCGCCUUAAACUGAAAAUGCUGAAACCAGCUUAUAAGAUUGAUGAAUCUUUCACUGAGGUUCCAACAGAAAGUCAUCAAACUAUAUCUUCCCCAUUGCUACGGUGGGGUCCUAAUGCUAUCAAAGGUGUUCCUCCAUUACCUCCAAAUUUGAAACUAAACUAUGCAUCCUCACUUCGCAUGAAUGAAAUCCUACCCAAGUUAGCUUCAUUAAAAACGAAAAAUCCUAAACUUGAUGAAGUGGCAACGACUAUGUUAAAAGUGAGGAGAAAACUGAAAGGUUAUGUAGACAUAAAUGAGCUUCAGAAGCAGAGAAAAUUGGAAAUCCACUUAGCCAAAGUACAAGCAAAUCUUAUAGAACAAAUUGCUCUAUCAUCUCAGAACAUUGCAGACUCCUACACUCAAGAGACAGAUUUUCAGCGUGAGUAUCACAGAGAUGACCUCUUCAAUGUUGAGCUGUAUGCCACAGGAAAUCUGAAAGUUCCUUUUUUCAGCUCAUUGAGAAUCAUCUUCAUGUUCAUUCUCAUUAUAACCACUUUGUGCAUGAUGCUGUUUACAACAUUUAAAACUAGCAGCAUGGACCUUAAUCAUGUCAAAAUUUGGUUUGUCACAUCACUGAAGGCUUUGUUGCUUCACUGUUUGGCAUUGGAGCCUAUAAAAUGUCUUAUCUAUUCUUUGCUGCGUUUUUAUGUUGACUAGAAGUGAUAAUUUGGUUAUGAUAGUUAUGAGAUGUUGAUUAUUUCUAGAGAAAAAAAAAGUAUUGUGGUUUUAUGCAAGUUUUGUUUCAAUAGAUUGUUUAUUUACUUAAUAAACAAAGA
Messenger RNA from Physella acuta, 4733 nucleotides. RefSeq lists its product as uncharacterized. Lineage: Eukaryota; Metazoa; Mollusca; Gastropoda; Physidae. Gene Ontology annotation, molecular function: protein binding. The record is from RefSeq and is a predicted model, not a curated record.